GCAUAUUCUUCAUCAAAUAACCCAUAAACAAUAUCAUAUGCAACAGUUCACGCAUCGUCACAAAAUCGAACUUUACUUUUACAGCCAUUGUAAAAAUAAAAUUCUCCAUUCAGUCGCUCUUGAGCUUUUAAAACAAUCGGAGGCAAUAAUUUUUGAGUGCUACCAAUUUAUUUAACUUCCGAUGAUAUCAACGCAAUAAAAAUAGAGAAUUAAAAAGUGAUAUUGUGGGCAAUAAAAGGCUUGUUGAUAAAGGAGAAUGAGACGAAUUUUUAAUUCAAUUAAGCGUUCACUUGUGGAACAACAAAUACAGAGCAACACAAUGAGAGUAAUUUUGUUACUUCUCAUAAGCUUCUCAAUGUUGAGGCACGGCACUGAAGCGACUAAAAUUGUCUCGCUUAAUGACAAUUGGAUUUUGGAGCAAGAAAUUGAAGCUUAUGUUCCAAAUUUUCGUUCUGUAAAGAAGUUCAAUUGGGAAAGAGAGAUUGACAGUGACAAUGAAGGUAAUGUAGAAACUACUACAGAAAAUAUUGAAGAAGAUACCACAAAAUCUAAUGCAGAAGAAACAACAGAAGGAACUACCUACAUUAGUACAGAAGAUCCUACUGAAGGUACCACUGAUGGUAGUGGUAAAGCCAUAAAAAUAGAAAACAUCACAAUUCCAAGUGGCAUCUUUACUGACCUUGAGAAUGCAGGCAUAACUGAAAGCAUCUUGUAUGGUUUUAACGACAGAGAACUUCGUCAUUAUUCCUACAUGAAUUGGAUAUAUUCAAAGAGCUUCAUCGUUACCGCUGAUGACUUAAACCACGAAUUUGUCAUCCUCACCUUCCAUGGACUCGACACGAUCACGAAAAUAAUUUUAAAUGAUCAACUUCUCGGAAAUACUGACAACAUGUUUAGAAGAUUUAAGUUUGGUGUUAAGAGUUUUUUGAUUGAGGGUGAAAAUAAACUAGCGAUACAUUUCGAGUCACCAGUGGUAGCAGCUAAAAACAUAGAUGAAACACAUAUUAACAGAACAAUCACACCAGCAUGUCCACCAGACACCUACAAAGGUGAAUGUCAUAUCAAUUUGUUGAGGAAAAUGCAAGCUUCUUUUGCUUGGGACUGGGGUCUAGCAGCACCGUCAAUGGGAAUCUGGAAAAAUGUCGAAUUAGAACUCUACGACUCACUACAUUUCCGUGACAUCACAUAUGAAUUGAAUACUUUCAUACCUCAGCCACAAUCUGAUGGCUCAUCAGAGAUUCAAGUAGAAGAGACUGAUCAAUUUUGGGAGUUGGACUUUAUUGUUCAUGUUGAAGCAGGAGAAGCAAACAUGACUUUUGAAGGUGUUUUGAUCUACGAACUGAUUAAUAUCAAUGGCACACAUUCAAUGAACUUUAAUGUUCAUACAGAUCAGUAUGGAAAGGCAGAAAUUCCAAUAAAUAUGAAAGUCAACAAGAACUCUGUCAAUUUAUGGUGGCCAAAUGGAUACGGUGAUCAACAACUCUACACAUUUAGAGCAAGAUGGGAAGAUUUAAGAGUCAACGGUGUCAAUUUUUACUCAAGAAUCUUCUUAGUGACUGAAAAAGAAAUUAAUGUUGGCUUUAGAACAAUUGAGCUAGUUCAAGACUUAAUGGAAAAUGGACUUUCAUUUUACUUCAAAGUUAAUGGUAUUCCAAUAUUUAUGAAAGGAUCUAAUUGGAUUCCAUCGCACAUCUUGCCUGAAAAGUCUGCAAAUGAGGAUAAAAUCAAGGAAUUAUUGCAAGCUGCAAGAGAUGCUCACAUGAAUAUGUUGCGAGUUUGGGGUGGUGGUGUCUAUGAAUCCGAUUAUUUCUACAACUUAGCUGACAAAUAUGGAAUCCUAAUUUGGCAAGACAUGAUGUUUGCAUGUGCUAUGUACCCAACAGGAGACUUCCUCGAAUCAGUCAAAUAUGAGAUUAGAGAUCAAAUCAAAAGAAUCCAACAUCAUCCAUCAAUUGCUUUAUUUGCAACAAAUAAUGAAAAUGAGGUGGCAUUGAGGCAAAAUUGGUAUGACACAAAGCAAUUUUAUAAAGAAUUUGCAGAAGAUUAUAAUGUAUUAUAUAGAACCACCAUAAUCGGUGAGAUCAGAAAAUAUGACAAAAAAAGAACAACUUUAUUAUCUUCACCAUCAAAUGGUAAUUGGAAUAAAGAUCGUGAUGACUAUGGAAUUUCUAUGGAUCCACAAAGUGCACAUUUCGGGGAUAUCCAUUUUUAUCCAAUGAAUACAAAUUCCUGGAAUCCAACAACCUUCCAUACAGCAAGGUUUGCAAGUGAAUAUGGAUUCCAAAGUUAUCCACAAGGAUGGAAAGAAGUGACACCUGAGAAUGUGACUGUUAUGAACCUACUCAACUACAGACAGCAUCAUCCAUUGAACAGCACAUUAAUUACAUAUUUAGUCCAAGAAAACAUAAAUGUCAAUUUUGAGUCACUCAACUGGGAGGAUCAGGUCUACUUAAGUCAGUUAUCACAAGCCAUAGCACUUAAAACAGAAACUGAAGUUUAUCGAGCUGGUCGUGGUGAAUUCAUGUACACAAUGGGUGCUUUAUACUGGCAACUUAAUGAUGUCUGGGUAGCACCAAGCUGGAGUUCCAUAGAAUAUAAUGGGAACUUCAAAAUAAUUCAGUAUUGGAUGGAAUCAGUGUUCAGACCAAUCACAUUAAUUACACAAGUUCGACUCCUUAACAAGCUAACAAUCUAUGCUGUAAGUGAUGAGAUUAAGGUCGGUCCAAAGCCAAUGUCAAUUAAGAUGAAUGUUUAUAAAUGGAGUGGAAUUGAAGUCAUUGACACACAGUCUUGGACAUUUGAGAUGAAAGGCAAUGAUGUGACACUUGUGGAUACAAUUGAUUUAUAUAAAUACAUGAAUGAUAAAGGAUAUGAUGUCUAUGAAUAUUUCAUGAUGUUCUACCUGUAUGAAGGAUCUCAAAACUCGAGCAAUGCAAUUGCCGCUAAUUUUGUUUUUCCUGGAAAUUAUCAAUAUUUGAAGUCAAUGAAGGAUCCAAAUUUGACUUAUGAAUUCACGACUAAUAAGUGCGAGAAUGAACAACAUCGGAUAUCCAUGACGAUUAAUAUUGACAGUCCAGCUUUGUUUGUCUUCAUUGUACUGGAGCAUCCUGAAAUAAAACAGUAUAAAUUGAGCAAAAAUGGAUUUAUUCAAGUUGAGCCUUUCAUCACUGUACAACUGACAUUUUCUAAUCCUGGAUGUCGGUCUUCUAUUAAAGCUGAUUCCCUUAAAAUUAAAACUUUGAAUAAAUUUUUGAUGUAAAUUUGGAUUUUUGAAUUGUGAUAAAAUUGUGUGUCAAUAAAGUCAAUUUAUUUUUUGAAAAUGAACAAGA
Molecule: messenger RNA, 3329 nt
Organism: Chironomus riparius
Lineage: Eukaryota; Metazoa; Arthropoda; Insecta; Diptera; Chironomidae
Source: the annotation of a GenBank genome assembly